GAAUUUAAGGAGCUGUCAUAUUUUGCUGGUUUGUAGCCUGUGCAAUCAGAAGACUCAAGGAUUGCUUAGUUGCAUGAAUAACAAGCUAUGGAUUCUGUGUCUCUGCGUGUGACACUAAAUGAUGGUCACUUCAUCCCUGUACUGGGGUUUGGAACCACUGUGCCUGAUAAGGUUCCUAAGGAUAAACUUAUCAAGGCAGCCGAAAUAGCUAUAGAUGCUGGAUUCCGCCAUUUUGAUUCUGCUUAUUUGUAUCAAAUAGAAGAAGAAAUAGGACAGGUCAUUAGAAGCAAGAUUGCAGAUGGUGUUGUGAAGAGAGAAGACAUAUUCUAUACUUCAAAGCUUUGGGGCACAUUCCAUCGACCAGAAUUGGUUCAAUCUUGCUUGGAAAUGUCAUUGAAGAAAGCUCAAUUGGACUAUGUUGAUCUGUAUAUUAUUCAUUUCCCAAUACCUCUGCAGCCUGGAGAUAAGAUUAUUCCAAAGGACGAACAUGGAAAUGUGUUGAUAGACCCAGUGGAUCUCUGUGACACAUGGGAGGCCAUGGAGAAGUGUAAGGACGCAGGACUGGCCAAGUCUAUUGGGGUGUCCAAUUUUAACCGCAGACAGCUGGAGAUGAUCCUGAACAAACCAGGGCUCAAGUACAAGCCUGUGUGCAACCAGGUAGAAUGCCAUGUUUAUCUCAACCAGAGCAAAAUGCUCGACUAUUGUCAGUCAAAAGACAUCGCUCUGAUUGCCUACUGUACACUGGGAAGUUCACGAGACCCAUUAUGGGUGGAUCAAAACAGUCCAGUUCUCUUAGAUGAUCCAGUUAUUUGUGCCAUGGCGAAAAAGUACAAGCAAACUUCAGCAUUGGUUGCCCUUCGUUACCUGUUGCAACGUGGAAUUGUGGUCCUGGCCAGGAGUUUCAAUGAAGAGAGGAUCAAAAAGUUCAUGCAGGUUUUUGAAUUCCAGUUGACUACAGAGGACAUCAAAGUCCUAGAUGGCUUGAACAGAAAUUUAAGAUACAAUUCUGCACAUUUUUUUGAUGGACAUCCCAAUUAUCCAUUCACUGAUGAGUAUUAACGUGGAGGCUCUUGUCAGAAUUCCUACCACAAGAUUUGUUUAUGUAUCAUGGCAUGAGAGAUGUCUUGGAUACUGGCGGUUGAACAUAUCACUUCUUAUCAGAUCACCUUGUCUCGUCAAUUCACUUCUCCAGAGCUGUGUGGGAAGUCUGAAAGAUAACAUCAAGAUUUUUAGUUCAAAGAUCCUUGUGUUUUGAAAGACUGAUUUAUUUUUGCUUUACAUAUAUGAGUGUCUUGCCUACAUGUAUGUGUACCUAGUGAAUGCCUGUGUCUAUAGAGGGGAGGAGAGGGUGACAGAUCACCUGGAACUGGAGUUACAGAUGGUUGCGGGUCACCAUUUGGAUACUCGAAGACAAAUUUGAGUCUUCUGUAAAAGCAGCAAGCCUUUAAAAACUUUGACAUUUCUCCAGGCCCUACCCUAUAGAUUCUUUCCUGCCUCUACUUCUGUUAUUUCUUCUGACUCUUGACACCAACCUGAUUCACCUAGAAGUCUUGGGCAGGAGAUAGGAGAUGAGGACAGUCAUUUAAGAGACAUUUUUCAGUAACAGUUGGAAGAAUUUUCAACAUUUAUGGAGUUAACAGUGAGAAGUAAUUGAUAAGUAAUACUCCUCAAAUCUGUUGAGAAAGAAGUGAGUACUUUGCAUUUAUUCCACUCUUAGUUUGGAGGUGAAGCACAUGUGGCAGGGGUGACCAAGAGUCCCAGGCCUCCCUUCAUUAAUCCAAGGACCAGAGCUCCAAGAGUAAGUUUUCCUUGUGGGAAGGCUGAGAGGCUGGUAAGAAGAGAAUCAUCUAAAAGAAUCAUCAUAACUCAUAUGUGGGGAGACUGAGGAAAAAGCUGAACAAGUCUCUGGAAAAUACAUCUUUUAUUUUUUUGAUAGGUACAUGUUACAGGUAGAAGGAAAUUCUACAUAUUUUAUCCAAGACCAAGAGCUAGAUUUGAUAUUUGUAUUUUCAAAGGUUUCAGAAUUUGCCUUAUUGAGCUUUGGUAGGAAAAAUUAAUUCACAUGAAUCUAAAUUCCAUAUUCAUCAAAUUUUCUCGAUUUAAAAGUUGAUUUGUGAAACUUGAUCUUUUAUGUUUAUAGACAAGCAAGUUAGACUUAUAAAGUAUCUCCAAUAUAUUAAAUUGUGUUGUUAUCAAAUUAAUAUUAAAAGGACAUAUAAUUGAUGAGAUAAAUUCUUUAAAUUUUCAAAAGUUAUUUGAAAUACUUUAUUUGAAUCAGGAUAUUGUUGUAAAAAUUGUUAAAUUUUAGCAAUAUCUUUUUUUUAAAUUUUAGCAAUAUCUUUUGCACAAAGAAUAUCUUAGAGAAAUCAGAGAGGAAAGGUGAUAGUGUUGUGUUUACAGAAGAUCCAGAAGAAUGUGGACAUAAAUUAAAAAUAUUAUUUACCAAGUUUCAAGGAUACAGUUGAACUUGUAUAUUUCAUUAAUAAAUAUCCCAAAUAAGAAUUUUUGAGACAGUUUCUCAUUAUAUACCCCUGGCUAGUCUGGAACUUGCUAUGUACACAAGGCUCACCUGGAACUCAUAGAGAUAUACCCACUCCUGUCUACCUCUAGAAUGCUGAGAUUAAAGCCAUUAUACCUAUGUAUUUGAAGUCUCUUAAAGAAAAGGGAAACAUUAUCCAAAAGCAAUAAAAUUACUAGUUACCUAUUAAUUAACCUAAUGAAAUAUGAAUGAAUAACAAACUAAAAUUCUGUGAAAUGUGCUGAUACAAUGAAGCUGUCAUAUUCUUAUUAAUGAAUGAAAUAAAAAUCUUUUAUAAUGGG
Molecule: messenger RNA, 2820 nt
Organism: Mesocricetus auratus (golden hamster)
Lineage: Eukaryota; Metazoa; Chordata; Mammalia; Rodentia; Cricetidae
Product: 3-alpha-hydroxysteroid dehydrogenase
Exons: 9
Coding region: 88-1059 (323 amino acids)
Biological process (GO): doxorubicin metabolic process; prostaglandin metabolic process; daunorubicin metabolic process
Cellular component (GO): cytosol
Molecular function (GO): bile acid binding; androsterone dehydrogenase [NAD(P)+] activity; ketosteroid monooxygenase activity
Source: RefSeq, a predicted model, not a curated record